CAUUCAGGGUUCGAAAAUUCUUCUUCACUCCAAUUUCUUAUUUUUGAGGAAAUGGCUGUGGCUUGCAGGCGAUUGGCCCAAUUUUCGGACUUUGGGUUCUCAAAAUCGUUCACUUUCAUCUCAAGUCUCAGAUCAUUUUCCCAGAUGGCGAAAUCAAAUGGUCGGCGGUUCUAUGAUGCAUCCGCUAUUACUAGCGGACUUGAGGGGCAAGGAGUGCCCACAAAGCAGGCUCAGGCAAUAUCUGCCGGUAUAACUGAAGUUUUGGAAGAAGUACAAGAAUCAUUAAUGGAGAGGACUGAAAUGCUUCAAGAGUCCACCGAGACGAAAUUCAAAGCUGAAGUGCAGAGGUCACAGAUGCAGUUGCAACGUGAGAUUGAGAAACUAAGGAAUGAUAUGGAAAAGAAUAACAGGGAAUUGAGGUUGGCGAGGUUGGCUAUAGAUAGAGCUGAGAUUGCUUUCAAAGCUCAGGUAUUAACAACAGAACGUGUUAUUGGAUUUUAUUGCCUAGGAACUAUUUUUACGGUGUGUGGCGUUGCUUUUCUCGAAUUUCUUAGCCGAAAAUAAAUAGUCGUAGUCGUUGUAGUACAGUAGUUAGUUGAGGAGCAGGAGGUAGAAAGCUCUCAUUAUACAAAAAUGAUUUAGAUGACAGGUUUUGUUUGCCCUGUUUUUGAAGGGCAUGGAGGAUUGAUGACCUUACUCGCAUGUGUUCAUUUGUGGUAGUUGAACGCCGUACACUAUUCAAACUUCAUGAUACAAUGAAUGACACAACCCCAUGUCCCACUCCUAUGCACAACAAUGCCAUUACCUUCAAUUCCUAAUUUCAUUAUCUACUAGUCGAAUACCGUGCAUUUGCCCGGAA
Messenger RNA from Arachis duranensis, 859 nucleotides. RefSeq lists its product as uncharacterized. The record is from RefSeq and is a predicted model, not a curated record. The transcript has 5 exons. Gene Ontology annotation, cellular component: mitochondrion. Lineage: Eukaryota; Viridiplantae; Streptophyta; Magnoliopsida; Fabales; Fabaceae. The coding region runs from base 52 to 564 and encodes 170 amino acids.